Messenger RNA from Lycium barbarum (goji berry), 1525 nucleotides. Its product is annotated as zinc transporter 5-like. Gene Ontology annotation, molecular function: zinc ion transmembrane transporter activity. Gene Ontology annotation, cellular component: plasma membrane. NCBI's taxonomy places the organism in Eukaryota, Viridiplantae, Streptophyta, Magnoliopsida, Solanales, Solanaceae. The record is from RefSeq and is a predicted model, not a curated record. Bases 245 to 1273 code for a protein of 342 amino acids. The transcript is spliced from 3 exons. Gene Ontology annotation, biological process: zinc ion transmembrane transport.
UUUCUUGAUUCUCUCAGUAUUUUUCUCCUUUUUAAAACAUUUCAUGUGGCAACUGGAAAGAGUCCAUAAAAUAGCCAAAAUAUCAUUGGGAUCACAGGAUAGAAGCCUAUGAUCUUUCCACGGUUCUGAUUUUGUCACUUGAAAAAGCACCACGGUUCUGACUUUGUCACUUGAAAAAGAAGUCCAAAUCCGUACAUAAUUGAUCAAAAGCUCUUUUUUGGUUUUCAAUACCCAUAUUUCAGCCAUGGCAAAGGUCGUUUUUUGGUCCAUUCUGUUGCUUCUUCCGGCCAUAGUAUUAGGCGAAUGUACUUGUGAUUCUGAAGACGAAGAGAGAAACAAACCCGAGGCACUCAAGUACAAAAUGGUAGCGCUUGCUGCCAUUUUGGUUUCGAGUACAAUUGGGGUGUGUAUUCCAGUACUUGGAAAAGCAAUUCCCGCCCUAAGCCCAGAUAAGAAUUUUUUCUUCAUAAUUAAAGCUUUUGCGGCAGGUGUGAUCCUAGCCACAGGUUUUAUACACGUACUUCCUGAUGCAUUUGAAAGUUUAACAUCGCCGUGUUUGAAAGAACACCCGUGGGGAGAUUUUCCUUUUAGUGGAUUUGUGGCAAUGAUUGCUGCAAUGGGGACUCUGAUGGUGGAUACUUAUGCAACUUCUUAUUACAAUAAGAAAGGUAUGAAAAGUGGAGUGGUGACUCAGUCUCGAGAUGAAGAAGGAGCUAUUAAUGUUCAUUCGCAUGCCGCACAUGGACAUGCACAUGGUUCAUUAUUAGUGACGGGUGUUUCUGAGUCCGAGCUCCUUCGUUAUCGUGUUAUCUCUCAGGUUUUGGAACUAGGGAUAAUUGUACACUCUGUGAUUAUUGGAAUAGCUUUGGGUGCUUCUGAAAGUCCCAAAACUAUAAGGCCUCUUGUAGGUGCUUUGACUUUUCAUCAAUUUUUCGAAGGCAUGGGACUUGGUGGAUCUAUUGCUCAGGCAAAAUUGAAGUCUCGUGUAGUUGCAAUAAUGGCUCUAUUUUUCUCGCUCACAACUCCAAUCGGAAUAGUAAUUGGAAUAGGAAUAACAAAUGUUUACGAUGAAAACAGUCCAACGGCUCUUAUUGUGGAAGGAAUAUUUAAUUCAGCUUCAGCUGGCAUCUUGAUUUAUAUGGCAUUGGUUGAUUUUUUAGCUGCUGAUUUUAUGCAUCCAAGAAUGCAAGGCAAUGGAAAGCUUCAAUUAGGGGCCAAUGUUUCACUUCUUCUUGGUGCUGGACUCAUGGCUCUCAUAGCCAAAUGGGCCUAGUUGAUCAACAUAUAUUAGUGGAGUAUUAAUUUCACUUUUUUUUUUACUUUUUUUUUGUAUCUUUUUUUAUAGUUGUUUAUCUAAUAUAUGACUGUAAAUCUUCUUAAACUACACUGCCCCAUACUUUCUGGCAUCGUAAUGAUUUUUGUUUACACGGAAUAUGAUACUAUCUUGUGUGUUUAGUGUGCUUUGGAACAUGUCGAUUGAGGCCAAUCUUUGGAUUAUUUAUAAAUGAAAUCAGUUUCUACAAAA